AUGGGCUCUAAUAAUACGAUUCGAGUGAAGAUAUCUCGCAAACCAGAUCCCAAAACACAUCCCAAAACUAAGCCUCAAACCAUCAAAGGGUCUAAAAGUGAUGACAAGGAGUCCGAAAGGAAAUCAGAAGCUCUGGACAAAUGGUCCCAAAGGAUCGCUAGGAUUCAGUUGAAAAUGAAUUUGCCGGCUGAAUGCGGCCCUAAGGCUGACGACAUGUUAAGGAAGUAUUUAAAGAAUAUGAAAAUGACGGGCCGUCCCAUCAAAGCCAUAGCCAUAGCUUGUGUGUACAUCGCGGCCAAACAGGUGGAAAUGCCGCACACUCUCAAGGAAAUGGCUUUUAUUAACAAAGUGUCGGUCAAACAGAUCGGGAGAUACGCUCAGAAAGUGGCGGAAGCUCUGCGCAUAGACGCGGACCCCAUCACUCCGGAUCAACUCAUAUCCCGAUUCUGUUAUAGACUCGGUUUGGAGAGAGCGGUCGAGCGACAGGCCUUUCACAUCGCAAACGCCUCCUAUAAGCUGCAUGUGUCGAGUGGUCCGUCUGUGGUGGCGGCCGCAGCCAUAUAUAUGGCCAGUCAGGACAGCAAUGAUCGCAGCCAAUGGAGGUCUGUCGAGGAUGUCAAAGGAGUCGCAUGUAUUUCCACGGCUACCAUUCGUAAUACCUGUGCUCUCUUUAAAAACAUUCGUAAGUCAGUUUUGUUUAUUUUAUACAGUAUUCAUAAGCCAUUUGUGUACAUCGCGGCCAAACAGGUGGAAAUGCCGCACACUCUCAAGGAAAUGGCUUUUAUUAACAAAGUGUCGGUCAAACAGAUCGGGAGAUACGCUCAGAAAGUGGCGGAAGCUCUGCGCAUAGACGCGGACCCCAUAACUCCGGAUCAACUCAUAUCCCGAUUCUGUUAUAGACUCGGUUUGGAGAGAGCGGUCGAGCGACAGGCCUUUCACAUCGCCAACGCCUCCUAUAAGCUGCAUGUGUCCAGUGGUCCCUCUGUGGUGGCGGCCGCAGCCAUAUAUAUGGCCAGUCAGGACAGCAAUGAUCGCAGCCAAUGGAGGUCUGUCGAGGAUGUCAAAGGAGUUGCAUGUAUUUCCACGGCUACCAUUCGUAAUACCUGUGCUCUCUUUAAAAACAUUCGUUAG
This is a messenger RNA of Oppiella nova, 1131 nucleotides long. The record is from the annotation of a GenBank genome assembly. NCBI's taxonomy places the organism in Eukaryota, Metazoa, Arthropoda, Arachnida, Sarcoptiformes, Oppiidae.